CUAGCAACUAGUAAGCUAAGAAAGAGAACUACAAGUAAGAACAAUGUGUGAUACAAACCGUAUGACUGACGAGGAAAAAAAAUCUCUGAAUUUCAGAUUAUGCUCGGAAUAACCGAGCUAUCAUUAAUUCUUUCUUGGCUGUUUCUGGAGAUGAAGUAUAUUAAUGUGAACAUCUUCACUAAAAAGUUAUCGACAUCUUUGAAAGAGGACGAAGCUUUAGACAUUUCAAUCGAGCCUCUAGAGAAGCAACCCCCUGCAGUUUGUUCCCGCGAGAAGGCCUCUCGCAGGAAAUCAACUUUAGGACUUAUCACAGGAGAUGAAGGCUUGCACACCAUUAAGGGUCCAGAAUACGGUAGCGUUUCCACUCCAGAACACAAUGGGCAUUCCAAUUUGUCAAGAAAAGUGUCUCCAAGAAGGCAACGUUGGCAAAGCGUUCGACAAC
This is a messenger RNA of Orbicella faveolata, 442 nucleotides long. RefSeq lists its product as uncharacterized. Gene Ontology annotation, cellular component: membrane. The record is from RefSeq and is a predicted model, not a curated record. Gene Ontology annotation, molecular function: ATP hydrolysis activity; ABC-type transporter activity; ATP binding. Lineage: Eukaryota; Metazoa; Cnidaria; Anthozoa; Scleractinia; Merulinidae. Gene Ontology annotation, biological process: transmembrane transport.